This is a messenger RNA of Baudoinia panamericana UAMH 10762, 1107 nucleotides long. RefSeq lists its product as uncharacterized. The record is from RefSeq and is a predicted model, not a curated record. Bases 1 to 720 code for a protein of 239 amino acids. The transcript has a single exon. NCBI's taxonomy places the organism in Eukaryota, Fungi, Ascomycota, Dothideomycetes, Mycosphaerellales, Teratosphaeriaceae.
AUGGCCGGUAAUGACAUACUCCCGAUUCCAGCGUAUCUGAUGACUGACAUGUGUCCAGAGUACCUGUUUGUCACAGCUGCUAGUGUUCUCGCAAACCAUCCAACGUUUGUUGUAUACGCCGUCACAGACAGUGCCUGCCAAAAGAUUCCCUACAUCCUGGCUGAUAACACCGAUGUUGCGCGGGAAGACGUAGCAUGGUGCAAAGAGUUCAACCUUUAUGACACUCUCUUGGCUAGAGAGCUGAAAUGCCUCACGUUGGGCUCCGACGUCCAAAAUCACCGCUUCAUCAAACCUUUGAGGGAGCUUCCCAUUCGCGCAACACUGGCGCCUCUCCACUGCCUGUUCUUCUUGCAACCUGGCUUCGCCUACGCCAACUUGCUCGAUCCUGAUAAUCCUCGACUCACAUGCCGUGCGCUUCUCACACCUAACGAGACACCCGGUUUUCGAACACCGACAGAGGCAGAAGUGGGAGCUUGUGCCGUGGCACAACAGAGGCUCCUGCAAAACUGCGGACAAGAAUAUGACGGUGCGCUCGUAUUCGAAGCGCUCUUAGCGAUGCAGCACUAUCUCGCCGGAACUGGGCAGUCGCUACAUUGGAGUGAGUUUCUGACCGAAUAUGAAGUCCUGACAGGGUUGCUGAUCUCUGUCUCAGACGUUGCCGACUUCAUUGUCACGUACGGAGAGUAUCUUGCAUAUCUUGAGGCUUGGAACUUUGAGUAGAAGCCUUCAGUUGGCUCGUACAUGACAGCCAGAGUGGUGGAUCAUCUGCGCCAAGAAGGAAGCCUUCUUGCGAUGGUAGAGUACGAGGCUUCUAUUACGGCCGACACAUUCUCCCACGCGCCUGAGCUGCACCGCAUCGUCGCGGGACUGGACGUAGCCAUACGGCGCAGCGACAGGACUACCUUCAGGGGGCGUAUAAGGGUAUGGAGAACGCCCGCCAGCCGCUUCGGACACGCCACAGUGUCGCUAGGUGAAGCUAUCAACCAUGCGCUCGAAUUCUCAAGAUGUAGCAACGCUUUCCGACGGCCACGUAGGCGCACUACUUCAAGACAGCUUCCGGUAGACAUAACAGAGCCCAAAGGAUGCCCGGCACCUGCUUUAAUUGCG